AGCGUCCAAAGACGAACCAGAAUAUGUAUUAAAAUCGAAAAAAUAAAAUUCACUUGAAUUUUGAUCUUGCUGAACCUUAACCGUAAUGUUUUUCAUAAGCGAGCUCCUUUCUCGAGAAUAGUGACUAAUCUUCUUUUUUGCGUAAAAAACAUGCAGUAACAAUGAUGCAGAUACGUAAUACCAGAAUAAGGAUAGCUGCUCUAAUGCGCUCUCUCACCAUCCACGUGUGUUCAUCUAAGAUGAAUGACUGAUAUCUAUCUUCGAUGAUCCUCUUGAAUCUUUUCAGUUUCUAUAACUCAUAGUGCUAUAUAUGUCAUAUGUAUAUAUGUAUUAUCGGUGUUGUUACAAUGAAACUAUACACAGUUUUAUGUUCAUACAAGAGUGACUGAUGGAAGUGGGAAAACAUCAGAGGACUACUUCUUCUUUAACAUCAGCGUAAGAAAUGAUCUCGAUACAGUCAAACAUACAAUAUACAAACCAUAACCAUUACUUCGUCUUAACGUCAUCGGUAGUUAUAAAAAAUCUAAAGUAACAGAUAAGUUCGACUCAUUCUACCAAAGGGAAAGAUCAAAAAUGCGUUCGAAGAAAGAAAUUGCAGUUUGGGACUUAGUUUGAAAAUGCUAGGAGAAGACACUUCCCUCAUCCAUAUUCAUUGUCAUAUUCGAAAUUAGUACCAAAGAUUACGUACGGUUUCAUACUUUUCGUCAAAAAGUCGGGCGACUCUUGGAGAAAUGGAAGUUUAGAAUUCGAGCGAGAACUUAAAAGUAGGACGUACUUAUGAGGGAAGUCCACUAACUUGAAAAUCGUUUGCAGGCCACAAUCCUGUGGGUCAUAGGUUAUCGACGGUCCUGAAUUCGAAUAUCACCAUCAGAUCGGCUGCUACGUCUUGCAUGACUGGGUUUUGGCCCGCAAACGAUUUUCAAGUUAGUGGACUUCCCUCGUUAGCUCUUUUUCUCAAGAUUAAUAUGCAGUAAGAGACGAUACUACUGUUUUUUAUUCGCAGAUGGAUAUUAUCAACGUUAUUAGAAGCUAAUAUAUAUGGCAGAAUUCCAUCAUCAUCAUUAACAAUUGACUUAGAACAUUUAAAUUUAGCAUUAGAUGCAAUUGAAUCCUAUCAUGAUUACAACGAACAACGUCAACAAGAAUCUAUACCUGCUAUGACAUUUUGGUCGCAAUAUUAUAACGAAACAUCUCAAACCUGGAUAUCAAUACCAUCGAAUAUGGUACAAUUAUUUAAUCAGUUUGAUCACAAUUUAUCAGAAAUAAUUAAACUAUUGGAAUUAAUCGGUAUAAAAGGUAUUGCUAAAUUGAUUUCAGUAAUAGAACAACAAUCAGAUAUACUUAGUAAAAUACUUCGAAUACCAUCAGAUUUUGAUGAUACUUAUGUACAUAUUGGUCUAGGUUCACUAUUAAAAUUAUCAGAAAAACAAUAUAGUCUUGUACCAUAUGAGAAAUGGCUAAAAUCAAAUUCCAACUUUAAACAAUUAAUACAGCUAACAUUAAAAUAUUCAUAUCGUCCAACACAUGUUGACCAAGAUUACAAUACAAUUGAUCCACGUACAUAUUAUUGGUUGAGAGAAUUUUUAUAUGAUUAA
Didymodactylos carnosus is the source of this 1595-nucleotide messenger RNA. The record is from the annotation of a GenBank genome assembly. NCBI's taxonomy places the organism in Eukaryota, Metazoa, Rotifera, Eurotatoria, Philodinida, Philodinidae.